AUGAAAAAGGAGAAAAGUUCAAAACAACACAAACAUCGAAGUGAUCAUGAUCGUGUUGAAAAAAUUCGAGAACGUGAACGUCGUUCACCAUCUAAUGACGAUAAAUCUCGAUCACCAACACCAACAAAAUCAAAUACAAAUGAUCCAUCAAAUAGUACACGUGAAGGUACUGAACGUAUGUCAUUAUCAAUAGAUGAAACAAAUAAAGUACGUGCUUCACUUGGUCUUAAACCAUUAACAAUCGAUGAUAAUACAACAGCAGAUUCAGAUACUACAAAAAAAAGUUUAAAUAGUGAUGAAAAUUUUGUUCAUCGACCAGCAAUAAAUUUAACAGAAAAAACUCGAACAGAAAAAAUUACGGAAAAACUUAGUGUACAUAAAGAAAAGCGAAUGUUACAAGAAAAAUUUCUUACAACACCAACAUUAGCAUCUGAACCAGCUGAAUCAACCUCAUCAUGGAUUGAAAAAAUGCGUCAAAUGGAAGAAGAAAAACGUAAAGCAGCCGAACGUGCUAAAUUACUUGAACAAAUGGAUGAAGAAUUUGGUGUUAAUAAUUUAAUACAUGAAGAAUCGGAAAAACAAAAACAAACGAGAUAUACAGCAAAAAAUUUGGCUGGUCUUCGUGUUGAACAUUCAAUUGAAGAAUUUAAAGAAGGACAACAAGUUAUUUUAACAUUAAAAGAUAAAAAAAUUAUAAGUAAUAAAAAAGAUGAUGAAGAUGAAGAUGAAGAUGAUGAUGAAGAUGUUUUGAUCAAUGUUAAUAUUGCUGAUAAUGAAACAGCAAAAGAACGUGCUGAAUUGGCGAAAAAGAAAACGCCUGGUUAUCGAGCAUAUAAUGACGAGGAAACAGCAGAUCAAUUUGGAAUGUUAAAUCCAAAUAAAUUACUAGAACAAUAUGAUGACAAAAAGAAAUCGUCUUUCCGACUUGAAUCUGAUGGGGCUUAUGACAUGUCUGAUGAGAAGGUCAUAUAUGAAAUGAAACAAGAAAUUCGAGCACGAAUGCAAAGUCUAUUGGUACCAACACCAAAAGUAGCCAGUGAAUUUUAUACACCUGGUGAAAUGGACCAAUUCAAAAAACCAAAAAAGGUAACUAAGAAAAAAAUUCGAUCACGGAAAAUGCUAAAGGCUGACGACCUACUAGCAAUGGAUAGUAGUGAAUCACGACAAUCAUCAACAACGACAACAUCAGUAUCGUUACGUCCGGCUGAAACACGUCGAUCUAAUGCCAUUGUAUCAACAUCAAAAGAACGUCCGACUCGUGUUUCUCUUGAUAAAGUCAAACGAGAAAUUAUAACAACAACUGCUACAGAAGAUGAGGACAUGGUGGGUUCUGAUGAUCUUUCCAAUUUUGUUAUUGAAGAUGAUGCAUUCGAUGAACUUCAAACUGUCAUUAAUAAAACAAUGAAGCUCAAAACAAAGAAAGACAGUAUUUCAGCUGAAAAGGCUUUAACUGAAUUAAUCGAAGAACGUGAUCGAAAAUUAAAAGUUGAAAUAAAAGCUGAACCUAUGGAAGUUGGUAUUAUUGUUCCACCAACUACUACUCCUCCUGAUGAUAAAACUCUUGUACUUGAUACAAUGUCAGAAUUUUGUCGUAAUGUUGGUGAAAAUACUAUUGAUACAACAUCAAGUGUACCAAAAUUACGGACAUCAGCUAAAAUAAAACGUGCAAAUGUUCAAACAAGUAAAAAAUCAUCAUCAAAAACCAAUGUAGCAUUAGAUCCUGAUGAUGAAUUAUUACAACAUGCACUUCAAAAUGAAGAUCUUGAUGAUGAUGUUAUGGAUGAUACAACAGCUGAAGAUGUUAAUACAAAACCAUUUCGUCUUGAAGAAUCAAUUUUAGCUGCUGAACCAACACUUGAUCGUGGUCUUGGUAGUGCACUUCAACUUGCUUUGCAAAAAGGAUAUAUUGAACAAGAAAAAACUCGUCAAAAUGCUCGUUUUGUUAGUGAUAUUUCAGCUAAACAUUAUACAAUUGAAGAAAAAAGUUCAUAUGAAAUUGAAGAUAAACAUGCUCGACGUGAUCGUUAUAUGUCUGGACCAUUAACUGAUUUCAAAGAAAAAGAACAUUAUCGUCCUGAUGUUAAACUUGAAUAUGUUGAUGAAGGUGGUCGACGUAUGAAUGAAAAAGAAGCAUUUCGUUGUCUUUCACAUCGCUUCCAUGGUAAAGGUAGUGGUAAAAAGAAGACUGAAAAACGAGCUAAAAAACUAGUUGAAGAAGAGAUGAUGAAGAAAAUGUCAAGUGUUGAUACUCCAUUACAAACAUGUAAUUUAUUAAAACAAAAACAAAUUCAAUUACAACAACCAUAUAUUGUUUUAAGUACUAGUCGAUCUAAAGAUUCUCAACUUCCACCUGGAAAUGUUAUGAGCCAGCCUAUUAUUGUACCUCCUGUUCAUGAUACGUCACCGCCACCAUUUGACGAUGAUGUUGAUGAAAAUGAUCUGAUUCCAACUAUACAAAAUCCUGAAUUACUAUCAUCAGCUUCCUCGGAUGUAUUGAAUAAUAGUAAUGACGAUUGGAAAUCAAUAGAUAAUAAUAAUGAUACUGAAUUCGCUCAAAUUGAAGAUGAUAAAUCAAUAGUUAAUAAUGAAAAUGUUUUACCAAAUAAUAAUAUAACAAAUGAAGAAAAUUUUGAAGAAGAAAAAAACGAUGAUGAUUGGGCUAAUUUUGCUACAUUUGAAAAUAAAACUGAUGAAGUUUCCGAGGUGAAUUAUACUUUUCCUACGGCAACAUCAACCAACAUUGAAGAAAAUAUUGAAAAUGACUGGGCUGAUUUUGAAUCCAAUACAGUACCAGUCUCUGAAUCACCAGUGCAAUCAAUAAAUGAUGAAUCAUCUACUAAAGUAACAGAAGAAGAUGACGAUUUCGGUGAAUUUAGUGAAGUACAAGUCGCUCCAAAACUUGAAACACCUACUUUGUCAACUAAUACUUUAAGUACUGAACAAAUUGAAUCUUUAAUCUCAGCAUGUUUUCCUGUAGAAUCUUUAACAUCAUCGACAAAUGAUGAUACUUUAAUAUCUACUGAAUUACCUUCUUUUACUACUUAUAAAAAUCCAACAAAACAAAUCUUAUGUCUUGAAUCUAGUCUAUCUUUAUGGGAUACUUUAUCAAAUAUAUCAAAUGAUCCAAUAGGAAUUAAAUUUCAAUGGCGUAAAUCUAAUACUGAACGCUUAUUUCAUCAAGCAUUAGGAGUUAAUGAACGUUUUCGUGCAAAAACUGUUCCAUUAACACCAGAAAUUUUACAACCAGAAAAAGUCAAACAAACUACUUCAACAAACAGCGAAUCAGAAAAUACUGAUAAUGAAAAUAAAUUAUCAACUGAAGCUAUUCGCCCACAUUUUGAUUGGAAACAAAGUGGUUUAGAAAAUCCACUUGCAGUUUUCGAUGCCAAUAAAACACUUGAUCUGGAUUUUUAUGUUCCAACAGUAAAAUCUUUGAGUGAAGACGAACAAACAACAUCUCCAGCAUCUAUUCAAAGAACAGAUAGUCCUAUUAUUCAACGACAACAACAAUCACAUUCAAUACCAAUUAAAACAAUGGAUCUAUUUCCUGGUUCAACAACAAUAUUAAACGAGGAUGCUAAACGUAUAAUUGAUAGUUUACCCAAUUUAAGUUUUAUGAGUGCUAAAGCAUUAAUGUUUCCAAUACGAUUUAAUGCAAAUAAUAAUGAUGAAUCAACAACAUCGUACUAA
Rotaria sp. Silwood2 is the source of this 3690-nucleotide messenger RNA. NCBI's taxonomy places the organism in Eukaryota, Metazoa, Rotifera, Eurotatoria, Philodinida, Philodinidae. The record is from the annotation of a GenBank genome assembly.